CUACCGGACGUUUUUCGUACCACCUGCUCCGCAUCCCGCAGGUUUUCUACUAUUUCUACGUUUUAAAAAAUGUUACUUUCCGAACAUUGUCUCCUCACAGGACAUGAAUAGAGAUCGCAGAUCAAAGACAGUUAAAGUAGACCGCGGACGGAUCAAAGGCGGCAAAUGCACACAUCUUAUAGUUUAAUAAAAAAAAAGCAGCUGAGCAACAGCGAGGAGCUAAUGAUGAUAGAGAAGCUAAGUUUGACGUGUGGCAACAGACUGCGGUCACUCUGUCUGCUCGCUUGUUGUCCCGCUUAUUGUGGAAUACCACUGCAUGGAAAGGAAAUACUGGUUUACAACAAUGUAGACACAGAGCAGCCCCUGCUGCUAACUGGGCACCAUGGUGAGAUAGGCGCCAUGACUUUUGGAAAAGGAGGCCGACCUGUUCUCCUGUGCUCUGCUUCUGCCGAUUAUGUCAUUGUUUGGGAUAUUGAACGCUGCCAGAAGAGAGUGAAGGAUGGUAAAGUUGCAGCUGGAGUAGUUAUCGGGACUUCAUUGGGGGAAGUCGUUUAUCUUUCAUUCUGUUUCUCUGAUGAACGAGUGGCCGUGUGUUCAGGAGCUUCUGUAUACAUUCUUAGUUCAAAGAGACAGGAAGUUAUUUCUACCUUAACUGGACAUGUGGGACCUGUAGCAUCUGCAGAGUUUUGUCCCUGGAAGGAAAAUAUUCUCAUCACCACAUCGGAGGACCGCACUUUUAAUGUGUGGGACUUAACAACUGGAGCAGUUUGCUACCAAUCUUUUGUGCUUUCAGCCUCUCCACUACUCAGCGCAUUCUUCUUGGAGGAGACCAGGCACCUGAUCACUGGUUCAGCUGAUGGACAGGUGUGGUGCUUUUCCCUUCAAGAUGACCACAAGUGUCAACUGGUGACCAAAAUGGAUCUUGAAAAGAUGGAGAAAAGACAUCAAAUGCACCGAGAGUCUGUGAGCCACCAAGCAGGGAGUGUGGAACAAUCGACUGUGGGUGAAGUGGAGACUGCUAAACCAGUCCUCAGAAUGGCUUUAUGUAGCUCAUUUACUGGCACAAAUAAUGAGCAUGAAAAGGACAGCAGCUGGUUAUGUAUUGGAAGCUCUGAUGGUCUGUAUGUGGUGGAUCUGGCUUCUUCAGAGCUCGUAACAGCACUGCGUUUCAAAGAUUUCCCCAACCUGAGCGUCACAGUGGCUGGGUCAUGGUCAAUCUCUCCAGGACUGGAUAACUCUAUGGUGUUUGUAGUCUCCUCUUUGUUUGAUCAAACUGUGGCGCUGCUGGAGUUGGAUCUUUGUGACCUCGGGAGGAGUCGGGCUUGUGGAGAAGGCUUUUCAGUGUUCCCCAGUUCCCCUCCACUGCUUGAAUCUCCCCUGAAUGCUCAGUUAAAGAAAAAGGAACCCAAUCUACUGAAAAAGAAAGGAGGAAUGAAGGAGCAGCCUCUGGUUUUCCACUCAAAAGUGAAGUCAUCUGGAUACACCAGUGCCCCACGGAAGAUUUUGUUCUCACCUAAAACAAACAACCAGAGGAAACCGUCCUCUAAAAAGGCUGAGACAAAUAUGGGUUCUCUUCUCAGAGAGUAUCCAGCAGACAGUGCUGCACCCACUACUCCACACACUCAUCUCAGCAUUUCAGACAAACCAGUGUACUGCCUUCAGUAUUCAGGUGAUGGAAAACAAAUCCUGUGUGGUCUUGGUGACAGCACCGUGGUUUUGUACAAGUCCUCCCUCACUGGCAAUCCAGCUGUCUACACAGGCCAUGACAAGUCAGUGAGCAGCGUCAGCUGGAGCCUCAACAGACAGUGGUGGUUAAGUGCGUCAGAAGACCAGUCUCUACGAAUAUGGGCCAAUGGCAGCUCAGACCCUGCCAUUAUCAUGGGUGACGGCUUGUUCUCCAAACCCAUAAGAGGUGCUCAAUUUUACUACCUCGACAAAUUUCUCCUUUUUGCCUCUGGACCUUCUCUGUACUUGUACCUGUAUAAUGUGGACACCACACAAGAUGACAUUAAGAGAUAUCAGCACCGGAGUUCCGUCAAACUGGCAAGCAGCUUUACGACAACGUUACCAAGAGACAUCACAGCCUUGUCUGCAGUGAAUGAUUUCUUCUCUCACAUUGUUCUGCUGUGUGGUUCAGAUCGAUCCAUUCAGGUAUUUGAUAUGAACAAGAAUACAGUUGCCUCACAGCUGCCUGAUGCCCACAGUAGAGCUGUCCACCACAUUACACAGAAUAAGGGCUCAAUGUUCAGCACACAAGCACCGGAUUCAUACAACCUCUUUCUCACGAGUGCAGUCACAGAUGGUGUGAAGAUUUGGGACCUUCGCACACUUAGAUGUGUCAGACGUUACGAGAACCACCUCAACCGCUGCCAUCCAUGCUCCUCAGCCAUCUCGCCAUGUGGCCGGUACAUUGCGUCAGGCUCCGAGGACAACUGUGCCUAUGUGUAUGACGUCCGUAGCAGCAGCUACCUCCACAAACUUCAAAAACACUCAGAUACGGUUCUCAGUGUGACGUUUAACCCUGCCACACCACAGCUGCUGACUGGGACCCUGGAUGGGAAACUGAGACUGUUUGAGUCCACUCUCUGAGAUCAACUGGCCUGCCUUCAGCACAGCUGGAACUGCAAUGAGCAGGAAGUGAGGAACUAAAAAGUGCGUGCAACUGCAAAAUGACAGGAAGCAUUUUAAGUAUCACAGUUUUUUUGUUGUUUUUUUCUUACAUGUAGUAGACAGUAUUUUCUCUGGUGACCAUGGUGUCAUUGUCCCAUUUCUUUGCCAGAGCAAUGGAGGACAAUGUUGAAAGUAGGUUGACACGCAGCCGAAAUGCACUAAGGAUGUUCAGAUAUUCACAUUUACAUUUGGAAUGAAGGCAAAAUUAUUAAACGUCUCAAGUCUUGUGCACUUUUUUUAACAGAUUCAACAUAUAUUGAUUCCCACAAAAAUCUGUGUAACACAGCAAAAAGAGAAAAAAACAUUCUGCAAUUGUCUAAAAGCCUUUGAACGGUUUCAUGUUGUAUGAGCUAAGAUAAACCACCUGAUUCCUUGGGUUAUGUAGCAUGCACACAUAAGAGAUCUUGCCAUUCAAUUCUUGGCAACAAAGUACAAGUGUACAAAACAAAAUGUCAAAUGUUGUCAUUAAUUCAUUCUGUUCUGUUGUAAAAGCGCUGAACAUUGUAUUUAAAGCUGCAGUACGCAACCUUUUUGUUGAUGCUGUUGCCUCUAUUUAGUCUUCAUGAACAGAAAUUAUGUAACAUUAUUUGUUUGUUGCUCUGUCAAGC
Messenger RNA from Solea senegalensis (Senegalese sole), 3278 nucleotides. RefSeq names its product WD repeat domain 27 (gene wdr27). Bases 166 to 2589 code for a protein of 807 amino acids. The record is from RefSeq and is a predicted model, not a curated record. NCBI's taxonomy places the organism in Eukaryota, Metazoa, Chordata, Actinopteri, Pleuronectiformes, Soleidae. Gene Ontology annotation, molecular function: protein binding. The transcript has 24 exons.